Molecule: messenger RNA, 3191 nt
Organism: Asparagus officinalis (garden asparagus)
Lineage: Eukaryota; Viridiplantae; Streptophyta; Magnoliopsida; Asparagales; Asparagaceae
Product: anaphase-promoting complex subunit 4
Exons: 20
Coding region: 74-2449 (791 amino acids)
Biological process (GO): protein K11-linked ubiquitination; positive regulation of mitotic metaphase/anaphase transition; anaphase-promoting complex-dependent catabolic process
Cellular component (GO): nuclear periphery; anaphase-promoting complex
Molecular function (GO): protein binding
Source: RefSeq, a predicted model, not a curated record
UCCCCCUCCACCGCCGCCGCCGCCGCCCCCACCUGUCCUCUAGCUCUAUCCCACCUUCAAUUCUUACAGAGACAUGGCUGAAGAUGAGAUCGACGCUGAGCUCGAAGAAUCUACUUCAACGGCUAUCCCUUUUCAGCUCCAGUUUGAAAAGCCAAUCCCUUCGCUGAUUAAGAUUGCGGAAUGGAAUCCAGAGAAGGAUUUGCUUGCUAUGGUCACUGAAGAAUCCAAGGUCUUCCUCCAUCGAUUCAAUUGGCAAAGGCUUUGGAUGAUCUCUCCAGGGAAAUGUGUUACAUCUCUUUGUUGGCGUCCUGAUGGCAAAGCAAUAGCUAUAGGCCUAGAAGAUGGCUUGAUCUCACUGCAUGAUGUUGAGAAUGGAAAGUUGUUACGGAGCAUCAAGCUACACAAUGUGGCUGUUACUUGUCUUAAUUGGGUGGAAGAUGGGGAAUUGAUGAAGGUAGACCGUACUAUGCGCUUCUUUCCACCCCCUCCUAGGAUCCCUCGGAUGCCUGGACUUGUUUCUGGUGACAAUGGACUUAUGGAUGAUCCAGAAGAUCUAUUUCAAGAUCUUUUAGAUUCUUCACAUCAACAUUUUAACAUCCUUUGCAGUGGAGAUAAGGAUGGCUUUAUUUGCUUCAGUAUAUUUGGAAUUUUUCCAAUUGGGAAGAUUAACAUUCACACGCUCAAGCUCUUUUUUCAAAAUCGUUUUCUUGAACUGUCUACAUACGAAUUGGCAAAUGCAUCUAUUCAGAAGGUUGCCUUUUCAAAAAAUCUUCGUGAACUGGUGGUGGUUAGCUUUGGAGAAUUGUCUGAGGAAAUCUGUACAGAAAAAGACAAGCGUACAGACGCACAUGAAACAGCUCGACUUGCGAAAUCCACAUUCAACAAUGCUCCUUUGGUUGGACUGCACUGUUUUCUUCUCGAUACAUCUAUAUUUUCUAGUAGGAAAAUUGAGCUUCAUAAGGUGGCCGUGCAGGGUUCAAAUAUUGAAAAUUUGUUAGAGGUCGUCCGUACAUCCCUAUCAGUGAUGUCCAAGCACUGGUCUGGUGCCAUGAAUUCAUUUCAUGACAAGUUUGACUCCUUGGCUACUUUGAUUGAAAGCCAUGGGCUGGAAUCAAGUCCACAGGAUGAGUUUUUAAGCCUCUUAUUUGGUGCACGAACAAGUCCCCCACUUCAUCAGUUUCUUGUUAACUCACUUGGUGAAUCGGGUCUAAAGCGUGUGGCUAAGGCCCUUGACGGCGCUGGGAAGGAGCUGCAUCUGAUUGUACGUGAACAUCUUCAGCCUGCAGUAGAAAUUAUUGGAUUUAGAAUUGGAGAACUAAGAGGCUUAUCAAGAUGGCGUACACAAUACGACACUGUUGGACUGAAUGAAAAACUUAUCAAUGAUGCGACAGAGCAUGCUGGAAUAUUUAUGGUGCAGGUCGAGCGAUUUCUGAGGGUUCUAGCAAUUAUGAUGUACCAGUUCCAGAAUUUCUUUAAUUGGCUAUCUAAAUGUAUAAGGAUACUAUUGUCGGAACCGACCGAUCAGAUCCAACCAGUCAAUAGUGAACUUGUCGUGAUAUUCUUGAAGUUUCUUUUUGACCAUGACCCGGUUGGUCAACUGUUGGAGGUAUAUGAAGUAAACCACAGUAUUGAAGUUGACAUCAGAGAUACAAUGCAACGAGUUGAAGAACUUGUUGCAUUUGGCGGAUUUUCUGAUACCAAGUUCCUGCAUAGGACUCUAGCUAAAGAGUUCAAUCUAUUAGAGGAAUGUUUUAAGGAAGCAUUUUUUAUGCCAUCUAGCACUGUUUCCUCGAAGAUACGUUGCAAAGACUUUCUGCCAUUAUUUCCCUCGUCUCCAGUUUCAUUUUCAUCAUUGGAUGUUCCCAUAUCAGUUUUUUACUACAAGGGUGUCAAUCAUGCUGCUUCUAGUGGUCAUACACCUGAACAUAAUCUUAUGGAUUAUAUAUGUUUCACAAUACCUGACAAAUCCUUGGAUAGAAUUAAUUGCAUUGGCAUAGUAAGGGGGUUUACUGAUGAUUCCAGUUCAGCUUCAAAGGUAGCACAUUCUGUAGAAGUUGUUUUCCUAUGUAUACCUGAGGGACACGACUGCAUUGACCUGUCCCUAUAUAAGGAAACUCAGCUUGUUUUAUUGCUGAAUGAAGCAAGCUCUUCAGCUGAUGGUACUGGAAGAUCUUGGAUGAUUAUGAUUCAAUUAAGUGAUCUAUCUUUUACAUUGGUAUCAAAGCCAUUAUUUGCAAAUCUCUGGAGGUUGCAUGAACUGAAGGCCUCGGCUACUGACUUGCAUCUGGACAGCGGGAAAGUUCGCUGCGUUCCACACACUGUGACCAAGCCAUUAGCAGUUAGUGCUUCCAGAGGUGUCGCUUGUCUCUUUUCAUCGCGGAGGCAUGCUUUAGUGUAUAUUCUUGAUGAAGACGAGGAAGAGGCUUCUGAUACUGAGGGAGGCCAAUAAUUCCUUCGACUUAAAAUAGAGAGAGAAUUAUGCAUUCAGAGGAGUUAUCCAUGGAAUUUGCACUGUGAAAUUGCUGAAUGAGUCUCAUUUCUUGCGAUAGAUGGGAAGCACCAACAGAGGUUAUUUAAGUUGCUGAAUUGAGAAUUUACUAUUCCCUGCGGUGACUGCAAGCUAUAAGUUUAUACAUCAUUUUGUUUGGUAGAAGCGUUUGCUGGAGAGAAAUACAUCGAAGCUGAUCGUAUGCCUCUAUGGAUGACCCUCAUGGUUCAUUAGCAGUGGUUCUUCAAACAUGGGCAUCCCUUCGUACGGCUUCUCUAAUGUUGACCUAUUACUGUACUUCUCUGUGGUUCACAAUGAAUAGUGUUGUGCUGAUCUUAAAUGUGUGCUGAAGGAAUGCCCUCUGAUUAACUGAGGGGAACGGGUUUUCUUCAGCUUGUCAUUAGCAUGCAGCAAACGAACUGGAAUUUUUGCUAGAUGUUUUAUAUUUGUAAGGGGGAGCUGGAUGUCUUCAAUGCCUUGGUGGAAAAGUAACUAUCGUUGAAAACCAAGGAAUGAACUACUUUUAUGUGUUGGUUUUCUACUGAUUUGAUGUGCAACAGUUGGUUGAAAGCCUUAAGAAAAACUGUAAAUUUUGGACACGCGUUGAGCGGCUUGAGCGGCCAAGUGAUUGUGCAUCCAGAAAUACUAAGUGAUUACUUAGUUGAGCAGCUUUGGCUUAAUAAGAUGAGCUGAAGCUUCUAUA